CAUCAAACUGUCGUCGACCGGCAACCGAUACAUCAGUCUCUCUCUCACCCUCGCUCUGCUUUUCUAACGACUAUAUAACGAAACGGACAUCGAACCGAUUCUGCUGAGCAGACCUCAUCAUCAUUCUUGAGAGUAGGACACAGACAGGACCGCGAACCAGAGCCUCAAAGUGCUCAGUCGCAAGAAUCAUUCGUUAUCAUGCCACUCUCACCGCUGCGGAGCAGCAUGGUAGGAGGAGGUACACCUAGACACCGACAUACAGGUUCAAAGGAUAUCACAGACGAUCCUUUCUCUGACCCAUACCCUGCACGCUCGCCACGACUUCGACACGACCACGCAUUUACUCACGAACUUCAUUACAACGGAGCACCCGGUCCCAGAGCCGGACCGAGCUCGCCGAAAUUUACCAGUUCCCCGAAAUCUGACGUCUUCACAUACGGGAACCAGGAAGAACACUUGGGACCGUCUCCUAUUACCAAUACGUAUCCUCCGCCAUCAGCUUUCGGGCUGACCGAGGAAACAUCGCACCAAGUCCCUCUACCGAGACCUCGACCGAGAUUCUCGGAAUCCAAUCCCAAUGCACGGAAAUCGUGGUACCACAGCAUCAUCGGCGCACCUCAGGCUCGGAACAGUCGGUUUAGCAUAUACAACCCCUUUGGAGGCGGAGGAGCAGGAGGAUUCAGACAGUCGUUUUUCCACGGAGACGAUGGUGCGACCGGAACGGGGACAUCCAGAGCUGUACCAGGGCAUUUCUCGAGGAAUGCUUCUGAGAGGGGAAGGUUGCAGGGAUUGAUGCAAUGGUCAAGUACGCCGACCAAGUUGAGGUUGGGAGAUGGGGAGUCGGAGGUGACUCGGGAGACCGGUUGGAUCGGGCAAAAUCUCAGACGGUUACGGAUCUGGAUGGUCAAUGAUGGGUCUAGAUCGAUUUUCUAUGGAGUCUGGAUUUUGAUUCAGGUUCUGCUCUUUGCCUUUGCUUUGCUCCACUAUGCACUCAAAGACAACCUGAGUGCUGCCCGAGCGGUAUUCGGAGCCAGCUACGUCUGUUCUCGUUCGGCGGCCAUGGUAUUAGAUGUGGACCUGGCUUUCAUCUUAUUACCCAUCUGCCGGAACUUUAUCAGCCUGUUGAGGAGGACACCGUUGGGCGAGGUCAUCCCGUUCGACAAGAACAUCUCGUUCCACAAGCAGAUCGGGUAUUCCAUCUGGGCAUGGUCAACCGUACAUACCAUAUCGCAUCAAGCCAACUUUUACAAGCUGGCAAAGGCUCAGGGAACAGGCGUAGGAGGGUUUUUCAAGUAUAACUUUUGGACUGGACCGGGCCUUACUGGGUGGAUCAUGACCGCCUGCCUCUGGUUGAUGGUCUGGUUCGCGAUGGAGAAGCGGAAACGAGCCAACUUUGAAAGAUUCUGGUACACGCAUCAUCUAUUUGUGCUUUUCUUCCUGUGCUGGCAAUUGCACGGAAUGUAUUGCAUGAUCAAACCGGAUCGCACCGAGCACUGCAAGGCUUCCAUGUAUGCGGUAUUCUGGAAAUACUGGCUACCUGGAGGACUACUCUUCAUUGCCGAGCGCAUACUCCGAGAGGUCCGGGCCAAUCACAAGACUACCAUCAGCAAAGUGGUUCAGCAUCCGUCAAAUGUGAUGGAGGUUCAGAUCCGGAAAGAACAUGCGACUGUCAGGGCAGGACAAUAUAUAUUCAUCAACUGCCCCGAAAUCAGCUACUGGCAGUACCAUCCGUUCACCUUGACUUCAGCGCCAGAGGAAGACUAUCUCUCGUGUCAUAUCCGUGUCGAAGGGGACUGGACGACAGCGUUCGCUAAAGUGCUUGGAUGCGAUUUCCAAAAGAAAGGUGGCGGCUACAAGGGAAAGUCAAAGGACAAGGCGAUCGAUUUGGGCAAGAGCAAGGAUGCUGUCGCGGUGCAGACCCCACUCAAUCGAUAUCUACCCCGUGUCAUGAUCGAUGGACCGUUCGGAAGUGCUUCAGAGGAUUUCAACAAGUUUGAAACCGUCUUGCUGGUAGGAGCUGGUAUUGGAGUGACACCCUUCGCCUCUAUCCUCAAGUCCAUCUGGUACCGCAUGAACGACUUUGGACGAGGGGAAAAGACUCGCUUGAGCAAGGUCUACUUUGUCUGGGUCAUUCGGGACUUUGGUUCGGCCGAAUGGUUUCACAGUUUGCUGGAGGCGAUCGAGGCCGAGGAUACGGAGCAGCGCAUAGAGAUACAUAUCUACCUUACCGCCAAAAUCACCGAAGAUCAGAUGAACAACAUUCUCCUUCAAGACGUUGGAGCAGACAAGGACGCCAUCACUUCGCUACGGUCACCAACCCACUUUGGCAGGCCGAAUUGGGACCGAGUGUUCGAGAGCAUAGCGAGCAAGCAUCCAGAUACGGACUGCGGAGUAUUCUUCUGUGGCCCGCCCGUACUCUCCAAGCAGCUUCAUUUGAUGUGUAAUACCCAUACGACGCCUGAAGGAUGCCGGUUCUUUUACGGAAAGGAGAACUUUUAG
Messenger RNA from Filobasidium floriforme, 2499 nucleotides. Its product is annotated as NADPH oxidase isoform 2. Gene Ontology annotation, biological process: defense response; superoxide anion generation. Gene Ontology annotation, cellular component: plasma membrane; NADPH oxidase complex. Gene Ontology annotation, molecular function: superoxide-generating NAD(P)H oxidase activity. NCBI's taxonomy places the organism in Eukaryota, Fungi, Basidiomycota, Tremellomycetes, Filobasidiales, Filobasidiaceae. The transcript has 18 exons. Bases 199 to 2499 code for a protein of 766 amino acids. The record is from RefSeq and is a predicted model, not a curated record.